AUGAAUGGUACAGUACAUUUCCCAAUCACAAUAGAUGCAAUAAAUAGUUUAUUAAGACCAUUUGCAAACAAUGCUCUUAAUGUUACAUUUCAGUUUGAAAUAAUGCGAGCUUUAGAAGCGGUUAAUCGAGGUCGUUUAGAAUUGACCAUUUGGACACAUGAAGUUUGGAGAAUUUUUGAACCUCAGAUUGUUACAAAACUUUUGGAGGAGAAAGAUUCAUUGAAAAUUCGUUUGAAUUCUGCAUCAGAUUUGAAAUUUUCACCUGAAACAGUAUUCAAAAAUGCUCUUUACUUUAAGGAGCACCGUACACCCCUUUUAAAUACUGUAUUACAGCUUAAUAAAUACGGUGAUAUAUCACUACAUUCACUCUAUACGUUAGAUAUACCGUGUACUAAGAUUACGCGGCUUAAAUCGACAUGCAUAAAAUAUGAAGUAUGUGGUAUGCAUAUCGAAGAAGAUCAGUACCAAAAUAAUGUAUACGCAGUUUGUGAACUUUACUAUGGAAGCAUAACUCAAGAAAGUAAUCAGAUUCAUCUUAAUUGGGCAUCUGAAGAUUUUGGUGAACCCAAUUUGUCAUGCUCUGUUCAAUCCUUACCAGGUUGUGUAAUUACACGAAUACGACCAUCAAAAAAAGAAAUUACAUUUCUUGGAGGACAGUAUGAUGAACUCGUGGCUUGCAUCAUUUUGAGUACACCUAAAUCAAAUUCUGCUAUAUUUUAA
Messenger RNA from Thelazia callipaeda (thelaziosis nematode), 720 nucleotides. NCBI's taxonomy places the organism in Eukaryota, Metazoa, Nematoda, Chromadorea, Rhabditida, Thelaziidae. The record is from the annotation of a GenBank genome assembly.